ACUGAGCGAGAGAGAGAGAAAGAGAGAGAGAGAGAGAGAGAGAAGCAACCAAGCAGAGAGGGAGCUGGCGGUCUGGUGGCCUUGCAUAACACACGUUGAAGCAGCCUUGCACGCAGGUCUUGGUGUGAGCUUCAGCAGUGGGGAACUUCCUUCACCGUCAGCCCGUUGCAGGGGCAGCUAGAGCCUCCAGACCGGAAUCCAGAGAGAGGAAGGCAGAGCUGGAGCAGCCACAGCUCAGGCUCCAGGAGAGAAAGCGGCACAAAGGAGACACUCAGGAAGAGGAGUCCUAGGAAACACGUCUCCAACACACACACAGACACAGACACACACACACACACAGUGACAGGCAGCAAGAAUCCUUGGACAUGCUCUGCAAACAGUGGCUGUGGAGAGACUGAUUUCUGUCAACAGUGUGGAAGACGUGGCGCAAUCAAAGAUGAUUCCUCAUGAAGUCUGUGGAGCUCAUUUUCUGAGCUGGACUGACUCUGUCUUCUCUGGCGUGAACACUGGACCUCUCCACCAUUAAAACCCAUCAGACAGCCGCAGCCACACAGCAUACGGAGAGGUGGGCCUUGUAACCACUGAGUGGAGGUGAAAAAGCAAGAAAAUAGCCCUGGAAGAAACAACAAGUUAUACCAAGGUAUAAUAUCACCAUAAGUGGCACUAUGAAAGCCAACCAAGAGCGGAGUAAUGGAUGCCUGCCGCCUAAGAAGCGUGAGAUCUUGGCUUUGGAGCAGAGGCCAGUGGUGGUAGCUGCAGCAACACCUCCUGCUGUGGUGGCUGCUGAGAAUCCCCACACUGAAAACCUAGCAUGGCUGGCCAGCGUGGCCAGCGAACGCUGUAAGUCCAGGGAGGCAGAGAGCCCAAAAUGUCCUGUUGUGUCCUCUUCCACCUCCUCUCCUGCCACCUCUCUCCCUUCUGCAGCGACCCCUCUUUCUGCAGUGCCCUUGGCUUCUCUGCCUGCAGUUUAUCCCACAGCCCUACCUCAGCAGGCUGGGACGAUCCAGUUUGCUCAGCUGGGACCCAACGUUCAGUUCAUCAGCUCUGGGCCCUACGCCGGCUAUAUCUCCUCUCACAUCAUCUCUACAAAUGCUAAUUCUGCACCCAACAGCUCGGGUUUUGUUGGACAGCGUCCUCAGCUUGACGGUUACACCACUGCCCUCAUUUCACCCAACACCAAAGGGGAGCAGCAGUUUCAAAUUGGCCUCUCCCCCACGGAACUGACUCCUGUUUCGCUACCGAGCUCCCCUCAAGUUACCAGCCAGUACAUCCACCUGGACAGCAGGACCCCUCUGACUGUCAGUGGAAACGCUGUAACCUCACCAACAGCCCACCUCCAGCUUCACCCUCACGCAGCUGUCCUCCCCCAGACUCUUACCCUCGCCCCCUCACAGCUCGUGGUUCAAUAUGCAGAUGGUUCAGCUGGGAAGAAGCCGGAGGGGCAUGCUAAAGGUGUGCUCAAUGGGGAGUUGGAGAUGGUCAAACAAGCAAAAGCCUCGAGCCAGCCAGUGAACCAUCAGCCAGUUCAGAGCUACGAGGCCAGGCACAUCCUGCUACCUGCGGAUUACGGCCAAAAUCCUGCAGGACUCCAGACGUCCCUGGUGCUUGUGGCUCAGCCAAACCAUGGAACGGAACAUGAGCCUGGCGCAAAUAAAAUCUCCAUCGUUCAGACUGAGAAAGGAGGCAUCUGUUUGGGGAAACCAGUGUCCAGAUCGUCAUCUUUCACCUCCCUUUCCUCCUCAGAGGUGGUGAAGUCUGUCGGUCCUCACACCGUCAUCCAGACCACUCUGCCCCCCGAGGAGCUGCCAGCCAACCUUUACUCCUCCACACAGCCACCCAUCAUCGGCUACAUCACCAGCGCAAACCAGCAUGCCGUCAGCUACCACGCCGCACUGCCACAGCACCUUGUCAUCCCUAGUGGUCAGUCGCUCCUGAUCCCAGUUAGCAGUGCCAAUAGUGGCACAGAAAUGGAGGUUAGUCGCACCGUCAGUGCCCUGACUGCGACUACGACACCUCAGAUUUCCACUGCCAUGCCACAUGCCUAUCUGGCUACUGCCCUAUCUAAGUGUGAGGCACUCGGGCCAGAUGGACAUCAACCGCCCCCUGCUGUAGCCCAGGCUCCAGCUUUGCCAGUACUGCCCUCGAACCCACUCCCCGCAGUGGUGGCACCUCCCUCCCCGACUCCCACUCCUGCUCCCACUCCUGCUCCCGCUUCCAUCCAAGCUUCUCCAUCCAUCUCUUCUUCCUCUUCCCCCGUGGCGCUUCCUCCUUUCUUCAUGCGAGGCUCCAUCAUCCAGCUGGCUGACGGGGAGCUGAAGCGGGUGGAGGACCUCAAAACCGAAGACUUUAUUCAGAGUGCUGAAAUCAGCAGCGAGCUCAAGAUUGACUCCAGCACUGUGGAACGUAUUGACAGUGGCCAAAGUCCGAAUGCUGUGGUCAUACAGUUUUCCGUGGGAGAGCUUAAAGCUCAGGUGUGUGUGGAAGUGCUGGUGGAGUACCCUUUUUUUGUAUUUGGCCAGGGCUGGUCAUCGUGCUGUCCGGACCGGACCACAGAGCUCUUCGAGCUGUCCUGCGCUAAGCUGUGUGUGGGUGACGUGUGUGUGUCACUGACCCUCCGCGGACUGAGGAAUGGAUCGCUCACAGACAGCCAGGCUUUGGGGACAAAGUUGAAAACUGGCUUCCUGUCUGAGUCCUGCAAUAGCAUGGAUCCCAGUGUCAGGAACAGUAUGAGUCCAAACACUGCAGGCAGUAACAGUGGCCUCCUCAUGAAGGCGUCCAGCACAGACAGGCUCGAGAGGCAGCAGGUCAUUGGACAAGGGCCGGGAGUAGAGGUACCAGCAGGACUGGGGGCAGUCCCAGGACGAGAAGAGGGGAUCUACAGAGCUGGACCAAUGGCGGCAGUCUCUGGGACUGAAGAGGUACGACAGGAAUCUGUGAAAACAGACAUAUCAAAAAGACAAUGUGGCGAUCCAGAGAGACCCACAGUCCGCAAGAGACGGUGGUCAGCGCCGGAACGGGACCAAACUGAGAGACCUGAUGAGGAGCCUCCUGUGACUCUGCCCAAACCCUCCUUCAUCCCUCAGGAGGUCAAAAUUAGCAUAGAGGGCCACUCCAGUGCUGGGAGUGCAAGAUGUUUGGGAAAAAGAGUGGACUGCUGAGGGAGCAUUCAGUUUGAAAUCUCCGUGGUUUGCUUUGGGUCCCUCUGUCUUUUCUCUUUAUCCAGACUACUGUGUGAUAUAGACUGAGUUUAAGCAGUAUUUACACAUUUCCUGUCUUAUCUUUUGUUUCACACAAGUCUGAUAUCUACAUUGAAGUCCAGAGGAGCAUCUUCAUAAGUGGUAUCACACACAAGAUCAGUGCAAUCAAUGCUGAGUGCAGAGUGAAUGUUGAGCAUGAAUGGCAGUCACACGUUUGAGAGACGUUUGAGUGGCGUGUUACAUAUCAAGAGCUGGAUCUCCUUUGUCACGGAGCUUACACCUGUUGGAUGCAGACCGCUUCUUUGCCAUUUGUUUCUCUUCUUACAUGAACAAGCACAGACCCCGAUGUCAGAGUGUGGAAAGUGGGUAGCUAUAAUUUGACUAUGUUUUUUUUUGUGUGUGUGUGUGUGUGUGUAGUGUUACAGAGUCUGAGUCUGAGAGAGUUGGUGUUUUAAUGACAAUGCUGAAUCAUCUUGGCUGUUAUUUCUGCUGUCUUAUACACCUAAUGAGGUUUUUUUGGCUUUACACUCUAAGAUUGUUUUCUUUCUUUCUUUUUUUUUUUUCAUUUUCAAACCUCUACAACUACGAGCACUGCUGCAGGUGGCCUUGUCUCUCCGUGUCAUUGUGUCUGUGCCUGCGCGUGUCGGUCCGUAUGUGUUGUUUUUCUGUGAGACUGUCAAACAGAGCACAGGAUUGAGCUGUGAGUGUGUGUGUGUUUGUGUGUGUGUGAGAUGCUGGUUUCUGUGAGCUCAGCUAUCAACCUGCAAAUCAAGACUGAAAAGGCCUGAAUGUAAACCACUGGGCUUGUCCUCGGUACUGGAUCAUGAUUCAUGCAUGUGAUGCUUGACAUACCACUGAUGAGUACCCUGAGAAUUCCAGACCCAUGAUUUUGCCGUGCGUGUCGUGAGAACUUGACAUUAAGAUUUAGACUCAUACUUACUUUCAAUGUCUGCGAGUUUUGCAAAUUGAAACCCGAUAAAAGCUGUGGUGGCGACACGCGGGAACGCCAAGCCUCCAUAAAUACAGUAAAAACAAUUAUUUCUACCCCCCACCACUACGUGAUAUUUUAACCAAUACGUGUAUGAGUUCAGCUGUAACACCUCACAAUAAUACAUAGCUUACAAAUAUAUUUUUGACAAACUUGCGGGCAACACAGUGACCUCCAAGUAUAAAGACUGACAAUGGCAGCUCCAUGAAAAUACACACAAUAUAAGAAUCCGCUGCCAAUAAGAUGCAGUCCAGCUGCACACCACUGCAAACUUCAACUUCAACAAUGAACAUGGUGUUGGAAGAAAAGAAAGAAACUCUCUGACAAUCUCAAGCCAAACGUAACAUCGUUACCUCUGUGAAGGCAGAAUUCAUGGCAGAGCUGUUUCACAGGAUCACAUUAUGUUGUGCAAUUCUAUCCAAUAAUUAAAAAAAAAAACAAAAAAAAGGCCGAGUGGGUACGCUCGUGCUAAGUUCUGCAUCACGUUCACCAGCUCUUUUCCAACUUGCCUGUUUGCUGUUUGGUGCCGGGCAAGUAGUUUAUAGUCUGUUUAUCAGAGCUUUUCACA
This is a messenger RNA of Salarias fasciatus (jewelled blenny), 4753 nucleotides long. Its product is annotated as ataxin-1-like. Gene Ontology annotation, cellular component: nucleus. The transcript is spliced from 3 exons. Lineage: Eukaryota; Metazoa; Chordata; Actinopteri; Blenniiformes; Blenniidae. The coding region runs from base 666 to 3158 and encodes 830 amino acids. Gene Ontology annotation, biological process: nervous system development; negative regulation of transcription by RNA polymerase II. The record is from RefSeq and is a predicted model, not a curated record. Gene Ontology annotation, molecular function: RNA binding; protein binding.